GCCAUCGCUACUAAAUUUGGCCGUCGUAGCCCCUCCACAGGUGUUUGCAAUCUUCUCUAUAAUCUCUGCACGUGCAGGCAAUUGUCAAAAUUGGGAUAAACAUAACAAACAAAAUCAGCGUAAAAUCGAAUUACUUCCUCCACUCUUUAAUUAUUUAUAAAACACAUUUCAUUAAUGAAUUCGUGUGUAGUCUGUGGAGGUGUUGAAUUUUACACGGAAUCGGGAUUUUACUUCUGUCAACAAUGUGAAACUCAACAGGAGGGGAGGCGAGAGGAGGUCGUUGAAUACGCAGCUGAUACAUCAACUCAUGUGGCGAAGAGAAGAAUUGAUCGACGAAGUAAAGUUGCUGAGACAAAGGAGACAACUCUGGGAUGGACAUCCUGGGAGACCUUCAACUUCAUCUUGAACGGUUGGACAAACGAGUUAAUCCAACUGGGAGCAAAUCCAGCGCUGAAAAUAACAGUUCUCCAACUAUGGGCCACAUAUCUGAGUAAGCUGGAAGUGGCUUUCAAGUCCUUUAGUGCCCAGUCACUCCCCCGUUUGCCCCUCUUCCAUCGCAAGAAAGACAGUGAAAUUGUCUUCGGUGAUGUACCCUCCAGAGUCCCCAAAAGAAAGAGGACAACGUCCAGUGGGAUCUCAGAUGGAGACUCCACUCACGUCAGUGACAUCAGCUUCAGACGACUGAUGUCCCAGCGAAAGAAGAAAUUGGUUGAUGCGGAGUACCAGAAGUACCUGGACACCAGCGAAUCUGAGACCGAUGGCGCCAGUUCCGUCAAUGCGAGCCUUCACAAUGUCAAAUCCGAUGCUCUGCAACGGCAAAAACGAAAAAUCCCUGUCUACCUCAACACCUUUGCGAUUGUGAAUAAGAAGAAGGCUAUGGAGAACUCGAAGAAGCAUUUGAGGGUGAAACGUGGAGCUGCCAAGGAUGGUGUACUUCAUGCAUACAGAAGAACUGUUCAACAUCUCACUAUGCAAGAUGUACUGGCAGUCAUCAAUCUUGCGUUGAGAAUUGAUGAUGAAAAGAUCCAUCUCAGUGAUGUUUUGAGAUUCCAGGUGGAGGGACACAUAUCCAGUAAAAAACUGGAGCACUUCUUUCCUAAUGAGGACCCUCCGCCCGAAGAUCUGAAGCGAACCCUGUAUACUCUCAAUAAAUAUGAAGGGAUACGUGAUGCAACUGGAGCCUUGGCUAGGUUGCUGGAAGUAUCUCAGAUACCUGAACCCAACAUUGUGGAUUUGAUUCACCGUUACUGCACAGAUCUGCAAUUACCGCAGGGAGUAGCUUUGUAUGCCGAGAGGAUGAUUGCCAUGUCACCACCAAAACUCACAUUUGAAAAGUGGAAUUAUUCACUUUCACGUUACGAGGCCAAAGCCAUGUCAGCUAUUAUAAUCGUCAUGAAAAUAUUAUUUGGAUUGGAUGGAAUUACAGAGCAUCAAAUAUCGAGAGUAGUGGACAGAAUUAAUUCAAUUGCAGAGGAGAAAGAUGCCCUAGACUCCAAACUAUUCAGCUUCAUCGAGUGGCAGAGGUACAUCGAAUGUCGUCGCACUGUGAUAAUGAACCACGAUUCAGCCACAAGGUACAGAUUAGAUCCAGAGGCACCCUCUCAGAAUGUCAACGAAUAUCUGAAUUAUCUAAAAAAAUUUGUGACUCCUGGGGAACCUACGGUGCUUCUGAAGGAACUGACAGAGAAUAUUGAUAAGAACAUGGAGAAUUUGGCGCAGAAUCUCCCGGAGGUCGAGCCAGUGCGCCAGUUCCAGCCCUCGCUGACACCGAUGCACUCGUACCUCCAGGAGCUCUUGGCCGAUGACGAGGUGGACCUGCCCAGCAUUCUCAGACAGAACUUCAGCUCUACGAAGAUCGGUUACAUGACCAAUACAGAGACCUUCAAAGACCUUUCAAAAGAAUGUGGAAUAGACCUGGAGGUCGUCGACUCCUCCGCCAGUUUUCUGGAGCGAAUAGUCCCACCCUUCGAUCCAGCGAUCUACUACCCUAGCACCGAGGAUCUCUCCAAGCCCACGCAGGUGACGAUCCCCAAAAAAUCCGAGACUUAUGACGAUCCCCUCGAGUACCUUCACUUGAAAACCCCGGGGAAAAUUCACAUAGACAAGAAGAAGCGAUUCCUCUGCACAAAAAACAUCAAAUUCUCCAGUCGUCCCAAAAAUCACCCAGGAGACGAGUUCGACGACUUUGCCUUCGACGAGACUCACAGCAACGGAAAACUGGACAUUCCAGAGUUCAAGGACAGUGAUUCAGAAGAGGAGGAGCCCCAGGUAUUCCCCGAGGAGAACCUACUGCUCUCGAAUUUCGAGAAACGGUGUCUGAAGGGCGGGGUGAGGAGUCACUGGCACCGAGUGAAAGUCACCAAGCGUCAGCAAUCAGCGGAAAAACGUUUAUUACAUUCCGAACGACAACUGGAGCCCACUGAAAGCUGCAACUGCGUCAUGUGCGAGAAAUGGAGCGAAGACGAAGAUCAGGACGACUUGGCGAUCAUCAAAGAGGUCUCGAGGCCUAGUUCGAAGGCUGAGGACGAGGAAAUUUCUAUCGUGAGUGAGAAGAGGAGUGAAUCGAGAACUGAAAAGGUGACGGCGUUUCGAGCGUUCAAGGACUAUUGGCUGUACAGGAGAGAGGAUGGGUCGAAGAAGGACUCCCACGUAGAGUGGCAUCGUCUGGAGAGGGAUCUGCCUGUUAAUUUUCGAUGGCUCCUGAACGAGUGCGCGGGGAUGAUUGAGAUACAAGCUGGGAUUUUAUAUCAGGAGCUCAGUAGCAUGGAGGCUUACUACGCCGACUGCCUUGUGCAGGAUUACGAUUCGGAGAGGGCUAAGAAGUUUUAUGGGGUCACGAAGUAUCGGUACAAGGGGCUCGUCACCACGAUGAGGAAUAAGUGGAAUAAUGUGAACAGGGGUAUUAAAAAAUCGUGAUGGAAGAAGUGGGGUUGGAAUAGCUUUUUUUAUUGGAUGGGGAUUGUGGGAUUGAAACAGACUUUUUUAAUUCAAUUUUUGUGAUUUGGCCAUUGUGACCCUUAUCCCACAGCCUUUAUUGUCCUCGUAAAGGGUCCGAGGGUCACUCCUGACUUUUCUUAUUACCCUAGUGACGCUAUCACGUCUUGCCCUAAUUAUUUAAUGAGGAAAUAGUAGAAAAAUGAAAAAUAAAUUAGUGGAAAACACAUUACAGCAAAUAGAUCUGUUUUAAAA
This is a messenger RNA of Diachasmimorpha longicaudata, 3189 nucleotides long. RefSeq names its product TATA box-binding protein-associated factor RNA polymerase I subunit B (gene TAF1B). The transcript is spliced from 7 exons. Gene Ontology annotation, biological process: RNA polymerase I preinitiation complex assembly; nucleolar large rRNA transcription by RNA polymerase I. Gene Ontology annotation, molecular function: RNA polymerase I core promoter sequence-specific DNA binding. The record is from RefSeq and is a predicted model, not a curated record. Bases 175 to 2916 code for a protein of 913 amino acids. Gene Ontology annotation, cellular component: RNA polymerase I core factor complex; RNA polymerase transcription factor SL1 complex. NCBI's taxonomy places the organism in Eukaryota, Metazoa, Arthropoda, Insecta, Hymenoptera, Braconidae.